Rosa chinensis is the source of this 2598-nucleotide messenger RNA. Its product is annotated as calponin homology domain-containing protein DDB_G0272472-like. The transcript has 9 exons. The record is from RefSeq and is a predicted model, not a curated record. Bases 1 to 2598 code for a protein of 865 amino acids. Lineage: Eukaryota; Viridiplantae; Streptophyta; Magnoliopsida; Rosales; Rosaceae.
AUGGGUCUCUACUCUUACAUUAUGAGAUUAAAAAAUAGGAGAAGAACACAGAAAAAGGACAACAUUUACUGGUGGGGAGAUGUGAAAGCAAAACAACAUAAGAAUGCAAAGGAGAUUGAAGAGAGAUUCAAAGAUGCUGAAAAGAGAGAAAAAGAAAAGGAGAUGAAGGCCUCACUGCCAGAUGCUGAACGUAAAAAGCUAGAACAGAUGGUAGCACAACAGAAGUUGGACGAUUUACCGGAGGAUGUUCUGGAAGCAAUAAGAGAGAUGGACGCUGCAGAAAAUGCACAAAUCAAUAAAGAGCCGGAAGAGAAACAGCUACCUGCUGAGGUCGUAGACUGGGAGGAGAGCAAAGUGUACAAUUUUAUGGACCAGGACACCAAGAGGAGAGUCCAGAAAUACUGGCAAAAUGCACCAUCAGGAGUAUACUUGUGGGAAGGAAGACGGUAUGGAGCACAGAUUUCAAGACAGAAUUUAAAAGACAUAAUCAUGGAUGAACCGAUAGCAAGCAAUUGCAUCGAAUGUUAUGGAAUUCUCUUGACUGAUCAGUUGUUGGAGAAAGAAUCACAAGGCUUGGAUGUCCCAACUUUUAUGAAUCCCUUAUGUUGGGUUGAAAUGGUAAAGCUUUCGAUGACUGCAGUAAAAGAACAAGCAGAUGACAUGGUAGAACAAGGUUGCAGGAUGAAAUUUGAUGAAAAGAACAGUUCAGAAGAACAACUGAAAAUGAUAGAAGUUCCAUUGACUGAAACAGAGAGAGAAAGCAUAAAGUGGAUCAAGGAUAACUACAAACGAAAAAUGGCAGUGACAGAACUCAAAGACAACCCUCAGCAAGGAGAAGAUUCAUUGGAUUGCGGACUUUUUGUAAUGUACACAAUGGAGAAAAUUUCGAAAAAAGGAACAGUUCCAAAGAAGCUCACAAAGGAUGAUAUUUUGAAAUUUAGAGCUCAUGUGGUAAAGUCAUUUGCAGAAAGAUUUUUUAAAAAAGUUCGAGGAAUGGGCCAACUAAAAAGAAAACAAAGUGAGGAAUCCGAAGAAGAACAAUCUGAAGAACAAAGUUCAGAAGAAACAAUUGCGGAAAAGUUAAAACUGAUAAAACGGAAUAAAGUAAAUGAGAGAAAAAAGCGAAAGCAGAAAAUUGAAGAUGAAGAAGAAUCAAGUGAAGAUGAGGAAGAAACAACUAAAGUUGAAGAAGAAUCUAAUGAAGAACAAGUCCGGGGAGUGCCGGGAUCCGGGUUAUCAGUACCAAAGACCAAAGAAAGGGCAUACAAAUCUGAGUUCGUGACUAAAUACUUUGACAAAAAGCAGAGGAUCAACAAGGCGGCUGCAGAGGAAGCUUUGAAGAAGGCAUUGGCAGAAACUCCAGAAACAGGGGAAGAAAAAACGAAACGGGACAGAAAUGUUGCCGUCACUGGACAAGUAACUUGCCAGGUCACUGUUAAUGUUACUGUCAAGUUUAUGUCACUGACAAUGUCACUGUUUAUGGUUCCAACUGCUCAGGUCACUGAGCAAGUCAUUGACUAUGUCACUGCUCAUAAAAUCUUUGAUAAAGUUAAAGAAGAUGCAGAGGAAGAAGAUUCUGAGCCUAAUACAGACACAGAAAGUAAAGAAAAAAAGAAUGAUGGGCAAGAAGAAAAUGUUGAAACUAGAACCAGUGGAAACAUGGUGAAGGAGACUGCAUCGAAUGAUAAACAGAAGAAAGAAUUAGACACAAAUCUUCAGAAAAAGGAAGAAGAGCUAAGAGAGGUGGAAAUAAGGAAAAAGGGCUUGGAAGAAAAAAUAAGGAAAUUGGAGAAAGAACUGGAAACAAGAGAAAAGAAAGGUGACAACAUUAACAAUGAGAAGAUGGAGACAGAGAUAGGAAAGACCAAUGAAGAGAAGAAUGAAUUACAGACAAAGCUCGAGGGAAAGGAAGAAGAGCUAAGUGCUUUGAAAAAAGAAGUUGAGGAGAAAGAAAAGGAAAUUGGCAGAAUAAACGAAGAGAAGGAGGAUAUGUUAUUGGAAAAUGAGGUGUUGCAAAUUGAGAAAGCCUCACUGAUUAAAAGAGUGAAGCGAUUGGAGGGCAUAGUAAUGGCACUAACUGAGAAGUAUGAGUCGCCAAUAGCACGUCCAGGUGAUGACAACGACUCAACUCCUUCUCCCCCACCACCUAGUUUCCAUCCACCAAAAUCAAAGGCCCCUCAGGACAAGCCAACUGACAGCAAGCACUCCAAAUACACAAAAUCUCAAAGUGGAAUUCAGGGAACUCAAUCACAACCUACCGACUCCACAGCAAGCGCAUCUGCGGAACCUCACUCUACCGACCGAGGACAUCAGUCACCACUUGAAUGCCUUGCCCAAGUAGCUGCACAAGUUCAUUCACUAGCCUCUCCUGAUGUUAAAUUGAGAAUGAAGGAAGAUGCUUGCACACCGAAUAUUGCUUGGGUUAAAGCAUUGUUUGUGUUUCCACCUCCGGGGCGUUACAAACUCCACCUCCAAGAAAACUCCAUUUGGAAGAUAUGGAAGCAGAGCCACACAAGUAUCAGAUCAUUGUAUCACCAGAAGUUCAGCCUGUUUUUGACAUUGAACCAAUCAAUUGCUGUCCUCAUACGGAACAAAUGA